Molecule: messenger RNA, 786 nt
Organism: Danaus chrysippus (African queen)
Lineage: Eukaryota; Metazoa; Arthropoda; Insecta; Lepidoptera; Nymphalidae
Source: the annotation of a GenBank genome assembly
AUGCGUGUUACAGUUUUAUUAUUUGCAAGCUGUCUAGCUGUGGCAGCAGCACUACCACCAGCUGUCAGAAUCGCUGGUGGAUCAAACGCAGCGAUAACAUCAUACAGAUUUGCUGCAAGUCUUUUGUAUUCUAGAGUUGGCGUUGGCACUUUUAUAUAUGGAUGUGGUGGAUCAAUUAUUACCAAUAGAGUGAUUCUGACUGCUGCUUAUUGCCUUUACAAUGAACCUGUGUACCGUUGGCGUGUUCGAGUUGGUUCAGCCAGGUCCAGCACUGGAGGAGUUAUUCAUAAUACUCAGAGAACAGUAGUCCAUCCAAAUUAUAAUCCACGGACUGCCGACAAUGACAUUGCUUUAUUGCACUCAAUGACAGUGUUCGUUUUCAACAAUAAUGUUAAUUUGGUUGGAAUUGCCAGCGCUAAUUACAACCUGCCUGACAAUCAACCUGUAACAGCACUCGGAUGGGGAGCAACCAGUAGUGGUGGUCAACUCUCUGAUACUCUCCGUCGUGUUGACAUUUGGACGGUGAAUAGAAACGUAUGCAGGACGCGUUAUUCUGAGUUGGGAUACAGUGUUACUGAUAACAUGUUGUGUGCUGGCUGGCUCGAUGUUGGAGGCCGUGGUGCUUGCAUUGGUGAUACUGGCAGCGCUCUCAUUCAUCUUAACCGCAAUGUACAAACGAUCGUUGGAGUGUACUCGUGGAGUUACAAUUGCGCACUUCCUCGAUACCCUAGUGUCAAUACAUUUGUUCCUAGAUAUACUAACUGGAUAGUAGCAAACGCAAAUUAA